Molecule: messenger RNA, 3159 nt
Organism: Arctia plantaginis
Lineage: Eukaryota; Metazoa; Arthropoda; Insecta; Lepidoptera; Erebidae
Source: the annotation of a GenBank genome assembly
AUGCUGAGGAGACUGGUGAUGCUCUUACAAGUAUUGGUGUUAAGCAGACAGAACGUGAUAAGCAUAGCCCAGGGACAGAUGAGAGGGGUGGCGUAUGACGGAUACAUUGCCUACACCGGUAUACCUUAUGCUACGGUCACCAGUGCUAAGGAUAGAUUUAAGAUGGCUGGUAUAGCCCCUAUCUGGUCAAGCAUUAGAGAAUCCAGAAUAUCUACAUGCUCAACAUUGUCAGAAGCAGAGAAUUGUUUGCAGCUAGAUGUGUACGUACCUUCUGCCGUAGGCACCAAUUGGCCAGUUCUUGUUUGGGUGACGGGAGGAACUGGUCCAUACAACCCUGGCCAUCUGGUACGGGAAGGGAUUAUUGUGGUUAUCGUCCAUCACAGGAUAGGCCCUCAAGGUUUCCUUUGCUUGAAUGAAGAAGCAAUACCAGGAAAUGCAGCUUUAAAAGAUGUCAUAUUAGCACUGAGAUGGGUGCGUGACAAUAUCGUUGCUUUUUAUGGGAAUCCCAGUAGAGUUGUAGCAGCAGGGCAAAGUUUUGGUGCUGCUAUAGUAGAUUCUAUAAUGUUGUCAUCAAUGGCGUCAGGACUAUUUCAUGGGGCAAUAUUACAGAGUGGAACAGCUCUAUGUCCUUGGGCUUUUAAUUAUGAUGCUCAAGAAAGAGCAAUGGCUCUGACUGACAAUCAGGAUUUAACAAAGUAUUUGCUUGAGACAGAAAUUGAGGAGCUUAUUACGAGUUCGAAUAAGCUCGAUGCCCCGUAUUUCCCAUUUGGUAUUUGUUCUGAAAAGCCGUUAAAGAACGAAGAGAGGCUUUUAAAUGCAGCUCCUUACGAUUUACUUACAAGUAAUAAAGUGAAAACAGUUCCAAUGAUGAUUGGAUAUAACAGCAAUGAGGCUUACGUAUUUACAUCGAUACUUCAAGAAGCGAAAGUUCUGCGAAAGAUUUCAAGAACCCCUUCGUUUUUACUUCCUGAUGAUCUUCGGUUCUUAAAUGAUAGAGAACGGAGACAAGUUGCUCGGCAAGUUGGAAACAUGUACUUUAAGAAAAACAUUACAAUAGCUUCUGUUUUAGCAUAUCACAGAGACACUUAUUUCUCAAGUCAUAUUCAUCGAAGCGUCUAUCGCUAUUCUUCAUCUACUUCAGUCUUCUACUACCAGUUCUCUUAUUCUGGAGAUGUGGGAGUACAAACCGAGCCAGGUGUAGAGAAAACUGGUGCUGCACAUUCUGAUGAGCUAGCAUACUUGUUCAAUGAGUUGACGCUGGAUGGGGAAGAUGGAAUUAUGCAACGACGUUUAGUGAAACUUUGGACGAAUUUCGUCAAACAUUUAAAUCCAACACCUCUACACGAGGAUCUUGGAACGACUUGGGAGCCAACAAGGAAGGAGCAUUCCCGCGUCUUAGACAUUAGUAACGAGCUCAAGAUGAUUGAUUACCCCCACUCCAGAACGACACUAACUACAGCCGAAACUAGUGACUUGAGAUGUAACGUGCGCAUGAGAGUUGAAUCUGGAUGGGUGUGCGGAUUAAUCAGAGAAGCAGAGCAUGGUGUGCUAUACGCUAGCUUCAGAGGAAUCCCAUAUGCCAAGCAACCACUGAGAGAGCUUCGAUUUAAGGAACUCCAACCUGUCGAACCCUGGCUCCAUCACUUGGACGCAACCGAGGAAGGACCAGUUUGCCCUCAGUACGAUGCAAUAUAUGGAUAUUUGGUAAAGCCGCUCAAGGGUAUGAGCGAGUCUUGUAUUUACGUAAACGUUCACGUGCCUAUCGAAGCUUUGCCGAAGAGUGAGGAAGUUGAUGAACUUAAUGACAAUACUGGUUCUGAACAUAACGAAGGAGCUGGUUACCCUAUACUUGUCUUCAUUCAUGGCGGUGGAUUCGCUGCAGGAUCGGGUGAUGCUGACCUGUACGGGCCGGAGUAUUUAGUCAGCAAAGGGGUCAUCCUCAUUACUUUCAAUUACAGGGUAAUUCUGAUGAGCGGAACAGCAAUACCAGCGUUCUACAGUGCUUCGCCGGUUUACGCCGCUAAUGUAGCAGCUAUAUUCUUUAAAAAUUUGGGCAUCAAUAGUACAGACCCUCAAGUCAUCAACCAGGAACUUAUCACCGCGCCUAUAGAAGCUAUUGUAAAUGCUUUAACAGCAACUUUAGAUACCACAGGCUUGGUCUCGUUUACCCCUGUCGUAGAGGCGCAACAUCCAGGUGUCACAAGAAUAGUGGAUGAUGAGCCAAUCAAUCUUAUUCAACAGGGGAGGGAUAGACAUUACCCUAUGAUAAUCGGCUUUACUAAUAACGAAUGCGAGACUUGGAGACGUAGACUACAGUACUUACAAUUUUUGCGUCGGAUAACAAAGAAUCCUGCAUUAGUUUUAAAGGGCUGGAUACAAUUUUCCACCCCGCCCAACGUCGCGCUUUAUCUGGCUGAGAAAAUUAUCAAUAGAUAUUCCCAUGGAGGAUUCAAUUAUGAUGAUUAUUUACGAUCUUGUACGGAGAGUAUUUUCCAUCAUCCAGGUUUCCAGCUGGUCCGAUGGAGAGAGAAAGUGAGAGCAGCUCCAUCAUUCUUAUAUCAGUUCUCGUACGACAGUGACAACAGCGUCAUGAAGCAGACGUUGUUCUUGGACUACAAGGGUAGCGCCCAUAUUGAUGAUUUACCGUUCAUCUUCCGGGAAAAUGCCUUGCUUGGAGACCAAAAGACUUUUCCACCUUUGAACAGGGAUGACUAUAUGAAGGAUUGGGUGACCAUGUUUUUCAUUAAUUUCAUACGAUGCAACAAUCCAUCAUGUAGCGUAAAUUGGCCGCCUGUAGAGAGUCACCUCCUCAACUAUCAAUUGAUUAAAGUGCCCGGAGUGUACAUAAACACGCAGCCCACGCCCCUCGAGUGGGACAUGAUAGAGUUCUACGACAAAAUCGAUGAAAUAGCUGGCAAUAUUUUGGUAAGUUGUUGUGUACUCGUCUGUACAUACAUUGUUCGUUGUGAGAUCGAUGGGAUCCCACAUUUAGUUCGGGCCAACCAUUGCGUAGGCUGCUUUUUGGUGAUAAUACCACAAGUCGCGAUACGGUAUGCCUAUAAAUCAAUUAAAAAUCUAAACAAUGUGGUGGCAGAAAAGUUUAUGGCUAGCAGCAAUGCUGAUAGCAGCUACCUUUGCAAAUAUCAUGAAAUCACCUGA